This is a messenger RNA of Antrostomus carolinensis (chuck-will's-widow), 2989 nucleotides long. RefSeq names its product TNF receptor associated protein 1 (gene TRAP1). Gene Ontology annotation, molecular function: ATP binding; ATP-dependent protein folding chaperone; ATP hydrolysis activity. The record is from RefSeq and is a predicted model, not a curated record. Gene Ontology annotation, biological process: protein folding. The transcript is spliced from 18 exons. NCBI's taxonomy places the organism in Eukaryota, Metazoa, Chordata, Aves, Caprimulgiformes, Caprimulgidae.
AUGAGGACCAACAGCCUCCUCGAGGAUGAGGUGCAGGACCCCCUGUUAAGGCUCAGAGGCUCGUGCUUAUCUGAUCUGGAGUGAGAGAGAGCCCAGCCUGAUGGUCUGGAGGAGCAAGACCUGUUCUCGAUGACCAGACUGGCUGUGGUACCUGCUAAGGUGGGCAGGAGGUUUGCAGAGUGCUUGUGAAGGGAGCCUGAGACCUCCCCAGAUGAAGGAGCAGCAUGUCUCCAAAGACAAAUACUCCAUCGUGGGAGCCUCCGGUACAACGUUCCUGCCAGCAGCAUUUCUGCUGUCCACAUGUACAGCACGCAGACAGCAGAGAGCAAGGAGGAGGAGCCCCUGCACACCAUCAUCAGCAACACGGAGAACGUGAAAGGUGCAGCCUCUAAACAUGAGUUUCAGGCUGAAACCAAGAAGCUGCUGGACAUUGUUGCCCGUUCCUUGUACUCGGAGAAGGAGGUCUUUAUCCGGGAGCUGAUCUCCAAUGGCAGCGACGCACUGGAGAAGCUGCGUCACCGGCUGAUGGCAGAAGGGAAGGCAUUGCCAGAGAUGGAGAUCCAUCUGCAGACAGACAGUGGAAAGGGAACCAUCACGAUCCAGGACACGGGUAUUGGGAUGACCCAGGAGGAGCUGAUUUCUAACCUUGGCACCAUUGCUCGAUCAGGCUCAAAGGCUUUUCUAGAUGCUCUACAGAACCAGGCUGAAGCCAGUAGUAAAAUCAUUGGCCAGUUUGGAGUAGGUUUCUACUCAGCUUUCAUGGUGGCUGAUAAAGUGGAGGUGUUCUCACAGUCUGCAGAGCCGGGGAGCCCAGGCUACCACUGGUCUUCAGAUGGUUCAGGGAUGUUUGAGAUUGCAGAAGCAUCUGGUGUCAGAGCUGGGACUAAGAUUAUUAUACAUCUCAAAGAAGACUGCAAGGAGUUUGCAAACGAAGAUCGAGUCAAGGAGGUGGUGACAAAAUACAGCAACUUCAUCAGCUUCCCACUGUACCUCAAUGGAAGAAGAAUUAACACAUUACAGGCACUCUGGAUGCUGGACUCCAAGGACAUUGGUGAGUGGCAGCACGAGGAGUUCUACCGCUUCAUAGCGCAGGCUUACGACAAACCCCGCUACGUCCUGCACUACAAGACCGACGCUCCCCUCAACAUCCGCAGCAUCUUCUACGUGCCUGAGCAAAAACCAUCCAUGUUCGACAUCAGCAGGGAAAUGGGCUCCAGCGUUGCCCUCUACAGCCGCAAAAUUCUCAUCCAAACCAAAGCUGCAGACAUCCUGCCAAAGUGGCUGCGUUUUCUUAGAGGUGUUGUGGACAGUGAGGAUAUACCCCUGAACCUCAGCAGGGAGCUGCUGCAGGAGAGUGCCCUUAUCAGGAAGCUCCGAGAUGUUUUGCAGAAGAGGUUGAUCAAGUUCUUUAUUGACCAGAGCAAGAAGGACCCUGAGAAAUAUGCCAAAUUCUUUGAGGACUACGGAGUAUUCAUGAGAGAGGGGAUUGUCACGUUAGCAGAGCAGGAUGUCAAGGAGGACAUAGCAAAGUUGCUCCGUUACGAAUCAUCUGCCCUGCCCACUGGCCAGCUGACCAGCCUGCCUGACUACGCCUCCCGCAUGAAGGCGGGGAGCAGAAACAUCUACUACCUGUGUGCGCCCAACCGGCACCUGGCCGAGCACUCUCCGUACUUUGAGGCCAUGAAGAAGAAGGACAUGGAGGUCCUGUUCUGCUAUGAGCAAUUUGAUGAGCUGACACUCUUGCACCUUCGGGAGUUUGACAAAAAGAAGCUGAUCUCGGUGGAGACAGAUAUUGUUGUUGAUCACUAUAAGGAAGAGAAGUUUGAGGAGACUCGCCCAGCUGCAGAACGUCUGACAGAGAAAGAGGCUGGGGAUCUGAUGGCCUGGAUGAGAAAUGCCUUAGGCUCUCGAGUCACUGAGGUUAAGGAGACGACACGGCUGGACACCCACCCUGCCAUGAUCACCGUGCUCGAGAUGGGGGCUGCCCGCCACUUCCUUCGCAUGCAGCAGCUGGCCAAGACCCAAGAGGAGCGUGCCCAGCUCCUGCAGCCUACCCUGGAGAUCAACACAGGGCAUACUCUGAUUAAGAAGCUUAGCGAGCUGAAGGACAGUCAGCCUGAUCUGGCCCAGCUCUUACUUGAUCAGAUUUAUGAGAAUGCCAUGAUAGCAGCAGGACUGAAUGAGGAUCCCAGACCGAUGGUGAACCGGCUGAAUGAACUCCUCACCAGAAUCCUGGAGAAGAACUGACCUGCAGAAGACUGAUGGAUGAACUCUGUGCUGAUACUGCUUUCUUCCAGUGCAAUCACUGUCAGCUAUUGCAGCAUCUGCUUGCAGGCACUGUGCAGUGAGGGGUUUGUGUGGCAGAGGGCCAGGGAGAAUGCAGGGGACUUCCAACCCUCCCUGCACAGGGAGGAGCCAGUUGUAAUUAUUAGAUCACGUGUCAUCAACCUGUUCAAAGUGCAGCGCUCUUAGUGGGAACAAAAUCCAGAGGUUGCUGUUAAAACAACAUGCCUGAAUUUCUGACACAAGCCCAGAGAGCUUCAUUUCAUACUGUUUCCAGAAAUGGCCUUUCCCAAAACAGAUGUUGGUAGCAGGAUUCCCAGUUAGUCUGUGAAUACAGCCCCCAUCCACUGAAUCCCUGUGCACCACUGUGCUGCAAACAAGCACUGGCAGAAUUAAUUCAUUUAAGAAACCUCCAGCUCUGACCAGGCAGGAGGAGUUUGCUGGCGUGGAGAUAGAUUGCUGCCAUUAGCAGACACCGAUAGUGUUCAUGGAACACGUUGGUACAAUCCCAUGGCAGAAGAGAUCACCAAGCUGCUGGAUAAUUGAGUUCAUCCUGGUCUUGCUGUGGAGAAAGGGAAGUAACUGGGAAACAGCUUCCCAGCAUGUGGCUUUCUGGAGAGUCUCCAGGGUUUUUGCCUCCUCUGUGGGAUAAACUGCAUGUCUAGCCAAUCUGUAUUUAUGAUAAAUAAACUUCUCUUCUUUUCCA